Messenger RNA from Anopheles darlingi, 1591 nucleotides. RefSeq lists its product as uncharacterized. The transcript is spliced from 3 exons. The record is from RefSeq and is a predicted model, not a curated record. NCBI's taxonomy places the organism in Eukaryota, Metazoa, Arthropoda, Insecta, Diptera, Culicidae. The coding region runs from base 725 to 1372 and encodes 215 amino acids.
GAGUGUUGUCGAUACGCAGUCCAGUGGACUGGGUGGAUCUCGUACACCUUCAAAGCCGCUACAACACAGUCCAAUGGUGGAGGAGCAAAGAUAUUUGGGAGAGUACAUUUACCUUCUACUGAUAUGUUACAUUAAUCAUAGUUAUUCUUACUAGGUGCUGGUAAGAGUCACGCUUUGUGAUGAGGAAUUCAAAGGAACAGUAACGGCAAUGCGUAUUUCUUCAUUAUGCAGCAGUGAAGAAACACAAAGGCAUGUUUGGAGAAAGAUAGCACCAACUAAGAAUGUAACUUUAGUUGCCGACUUCCGUUCCAUUCUCCCAGUGUAUCCAAGCUUGACGCAAGGUUUUUGAAAAUCACCUUGAAGCGAGAGUAAAUUAUUUGGCGGUGUCGUCCGUGUUAGGUGGCAAUACCGCGAGAGCAAUACAUUCUUCAGCAGUAAGAUCGACGAGCACAGAUAAUUAUUCUAUUGUUUGUGGCCAGUCGUAUAGGGGUUAUAAAAUAUGCGUGCGUUUUGGUCAUGGUUUCCAGUACCAACUCGAUAACAGAUGAGCGCGGAGAUCCGAAUAACAUAAAUUAUAACCAUUUCAAAUAUACAAGAUCAUUCGAGAUAGUUACAUUAGAGUUAGAUUAGAGCAUUGGAGUACACAUUAGACUUAUCUGCAACCAAAGUUCUCCGAGCCGAUAAAGUGACAAAAAACAUUGAAAGCCGUUUUAGCAGUUUUACAAUGGCACGAGAUAGUCAAGUAGUAGGAGCUAUUAUUGUGAUUGUGUUCAACGUGUUUGUGUCUUGUACUGCAAGCAUCAAAUAUAGUACAGCUUCUGAUAACGAUCGCCUAAAAGUAAAGGAUACUCAAACUGCCGGGUCGAACUUAUGGUCGCCUGCAUCCGAGUAUUAUGACGAUCGCAACACUGGAGGGCUCAAAAAAGAUUUUAUUUCCAGUUACGAAGACAAAUAUCAAAACAACAAUCAAUUUGGGAACAAACUCAGGCUAGGAUUCUGUGCGCCUACUGAUAGAUAUACCCUAUUCAGCGGAAGUUAUUAUACAACUGGUGGGUCCUACGAUCGUAGACCGUUCUAUGGUCCAAUAAACUACGGUCCAUAUGAUUCCGAGAGUCCUUACGAGUACGGGCAUCAAGCUCAUGGAUAUGCUUUUAAUUAUCCACAAGGAGAAAAUGACCUUACCAGGUCGGUGUUGUUACCACUGGCCGGAGCUGCACUAUUAGGAGUUGCGGCCGCUCUAGUCACAAAUCCUGUGCUGCUACAUUUGGGUGUUACAGCUGGCAAGCGAAAACGUAGAGAUACAUUGUCGACAAACGCACAUGAUCUUGCAUAUCGCGCAAAAGCCCAACACAUGUUUGCAUUAAGAAAAUGAUCAUUGAUAAUAAUUGAUACUACGACUCUCAGAAUUAUAUGAAUGUAAUAAAUAGAUGGGGAAUACACAAUUAUUGCAGCAUAAAAUUGAAACAGAUUGAUCCCGUUCAAGUCGCACGGUUCUGAUAGUCUUGCGCAAUUUACACACGUUUGUGUUGGUAGUUUGUUUUCGUUUAGAAUUAUGUCGAAUUUGCAAUAAAUUUUGUAUUAGUGCAUUGUA